Molecule: messenger RNA, 1620 nt
Organism: Durio zibethinus
Lineage: Eukaryota; Viridiplantae; Streptophyta; Magnoliopsida; Malvales; Malvaceae
Product: Acyl-carrier-protein S-malonyltransferase
Molecular function (GO): [acyl-carrier-protein] S-malonyltransferase activity
Source: RefSeq, a predicted model, not a curated record
GAAGUAAUUUUGUUGGUGAGUUGGCAGAUGGCCGGUUUCUUCGGUUUUCAAGCCAAUCUCCAACGCCUACCUUCCUUCGUGAUCUCCACCAAGACAGCUAAUUAUUAUACCUAAUGUCAUAAAAUCAAACUUGGCAUGCAUACUCUCCUUCACCUGCGCCUUGCUUCUUCCUCUAGUUCCCACUCUCUCUUGGCAAUGUCUGCUGCUACGGCCUCUCUCGCUCUCCCUUCUUCUCUUUCUUCGCUCCGCUCCGAUGGAGCUGUUUCACCUCGAUGCUUCCGCAUCAACAAUCUCUCUCGGUCUCGGGUUUUCAUGAGCGUCUCUAUUGGAUCCCAACCUGUUGUCGAUGAUGCCUUGUUCGCCGAUUACAAGCCUGCCUCCGCUUUCCUUUUUCCUGGUCAGGGCGCACAGGCGAUUGGAAUGGGAAAAGAAGCACAGAGUGUGCCUGCUGCUGCCGAAUUGUAUAACAAGGCAAAUGAUAUAUUAGGUUUUAAUCUUCUGGAUGUUUGCAUCAACGGUCCUAAGGAAAAAUUAGAUUCAACUGUCAUAAGCCAGCCUGCUAUUUAUGUCACCAGUCUAGCUGCUGUGGAGCUGCUUCGUGCUCGCGAUGGAGGCCAGCAGAUUAUUGAUUCUGUUGAUGUCACCUGUGGCCUCAGCUUGGGAGAAUAUACUGCACUAGCAUUUGCCGGGGCUUUUAGCUUUGAGGAUGGACUCAAGCUGGUUAAGCUAAGAGGAGAAGCAAUGCAGGAAGCUUCUGAUGCUGCUAAAAGUGCUAUGGUCAGUAUCAUAGGACUUGAUUCGGAGAAGGUUCAGCAAUUAUGUGAUGCUGCCAACCAAGAAGUUGAUGUAGCUGAUAAAGUUCAGAUUGCAAAUUACUUGUGUCCUGGAAAUUAUGCAGUCUCUGGAGGUCUGAAGGGAGUGGAAGCAGUGGAAGCUAAAGCAAAGUCAUUCAAGGCUCGGAUGACAGUGCGUUUAGCUGUUGCUGGUGCUUUUCACACUAGUUUCAUGGAUCCUGCAGUCUCAAGAUUGGAAGCUGCAUUGGCAGCAACCCGGAUCAGAACUCCAAGAAUACCUGUUAUAUCAAACGUUGAUGCUCAGCCACAUGCAGAUUCUGAGACAAUAAAGAAGAUACUAGCACGUCAGGUGACUUCUCCUGUUCAAUGGGAAACAACAGUGAAAACUUUGCUGACUAAAGGGCUGAAGAAGAGUUAUGAGUUGGGGCCUGGAAAGGUUAUAGCGGGCAUUGUGAAGAGAAUGGAUAAAAGUGCCGAGAUUGAGAACAUUGGUGCUUGAGGGGUCAUUAUAUGUGGCUACUUGAGUUAAUUCAUACAAACAUAUCAAAAAAUGGUGUAGCACUUUGUGGUGAGAGAAGAGUUUAGUUGUUCAGUUCAAACCAAGAAAAGAUAGUUUAAGUUUUGAGCAGUUAUGUCCAGAUCGAGGACUGUCUAGCCACGUUGAUGCUAGUUUGUAAUGACGGUUUUUUGUCAGAAUGUCGUGUUUCAGUUAGGAAAAGACCAAGUUCAUCAGGCAGGAAGAAAUAGCUAAGCUCACUCUUCCAUUUCAUCAUCUUUAAUUUAUUUGACCUGCAAUGGCAAACCUGAACUAGUUUGUUUCCGGUGA